Austrofundulus limnaeus is the source of this 2225-nucleotide messenger RNA. RefSeq names its product F-box protein 22 (gene fbxo22). Bases 72 to 1235 code for a protein of 387 amino acids. The record is from RefSeq and is a predicted model, not a curated record. Gene Ontology annotation, biological process: protein polyubiquitination; regulation of skeletal muscle fiber development; positive regulation of proteasomal ubiquitin-dependent protein catabolic process. The transcript has 7 exons. Lineage: Eukaryota; Metazoa; Chordata; Actinopteri; Cyprinodontiformes; Rivulidae. Gene Ontology annotation, molecular function: protein binding.
AAGAGCAGAGCCAGAGGUUAAAGUUCGUAGCUGGGCAGCUGUAGUGGAAGUCCCACCUUUCAGAGAGCAACAUGAGUGAAAGUCAGGAGAUGUGUGAAUCUUUUCAAGACAGCAAGGCUGCGUACGUUCUCAGCAAUGUUGCCGAAGUGGUUGAAAGAAUCCUCACCUUCAUUCCGACUAAGUCGCUCCUACGGAUCGCAAGCGUAUGCAGACUGUGGAGAAACUGUGCCCGCAGAGUGCUCAGGACUCCGCAGCAGCUGGGCUGGGUGUCGACAUGUGGACCCUCCGCCACAGAGGUGCAUUCUCUCUGCAGCAUCCUGGUUGAAGAAGUGGAGAAAGUCUUCCUCGUGCCUAAAACAGUUCUAAUGAUGGUAGACAGUGAGACCUUCAAUGGACAAGACUUUUGCUUUGCACAGAACAAAGCUAAAAAGCGCCGUCAGAGUUCACAUUCAGUGCAAGAGUUGAACCAACUUUUCCCCAAAGGCUGCGACCUCAUUGGGAUCACAACCCCAGGCAUCGUCUUGACGCCGACCGGCAGUUGGUCCAACCCACCUCAGGAGCACCAGGAGGGGGAGGCAGGCUUCACACUUAUGUUCCCCAGCAUCGAGGGGGUUAACAUCAAGCCUUUUCACUUCUGUAAGAAAACCAUCUCCUUGACGGAACUGAGAGAGGCAGGCCUUGUUGAGAACCCAGAGCUGCGUGUGGUGCUGCUGUUUGUCUAUGAAGCGUACAGAUCUGGAGGAGCGCGGUUCCUCAAUCAGAUUCUUGAGCCGCUGUCAAAGACUAAGGCUCUGAUUGCAGGAGGGUUGGUGGAAAAUACUUUCUCUCCUCCCAGACACUGCUGUGGCCAGGGAGUAUGUGGUGCCAUGGGCCUGGCUCUGAGUGGCCCUAAAGUGCAGGGAGCCUCCGUGCUCUUGGACCAAGACGUAAGCAACGCGAAGGCGGCCGAAGACACGGUACGACGGCUAAAGGCAGCGAAGAUCCCUGAGAAAAACACGCUGGGCUUCAUGUUUGCCUGCGUGGGCAGAGGGAAGAACUACUACAGCAACCAGACCAACGUCGAGGCGGACGCCUUUCACAAGGUGUUCCCCAACACUCCGCUCUUCGGCCUGUUCGGCAACGGCGAGAUAGGCUGCGACCGCAUCGUUAAAGAUGACUACACACUGUGUGACGAGGACUCGGACAGCCUGCAGCACGAGUACACCACCGUCAUGUCCGUGGUCCAUUUUGGCUGACCGUACCGCAGCGACAGUGAAACAACCUGACGUAUAAUAAUGUUGUCUUCAGUUGCACUUCCAAAGCAGGAAGUGCAGUUCUGCUGGGAGUGGAAUGGAGACUGUGUGAACACAGCUUUAUAUUAAAACUUGUGAGUUUCACACAGUUCGCAUUAAAAAAGCAAAUUCUGUUGUGUAAGUAGUUGUAUUUUACUCUGCAAAUUUCACAGACAUUUAAGGCAGAUCAUUCCCUCUGAUUGCACUUUUUUAUCCAUUCAAUCAGGGUAAAAUAAGGCAGGUUUGGCUCUGUUCUUCAUUUACCUUACCAACAUUCAGCUGCAGUUUAGGUAUUCUGUUACAACAUACAGCUGAGCACAGAAACAUUCAGUCAGAGCUUUACAAUGCUUUUUUUUCUCAGUUUCUGCAGCCUAAUAUAAAACUCUUUAACCUGAAAGAAACAAGACGUAUAGGCUGCUGAUUGACAUAAACAUUUAUUUUUACCUCAAUAAAAUCUUGGCCUACUAAAGUUUCCCCUGUCAGGAUUCAGCCUUUUUGAAUUGUUACAAACCUACAGGAGGGGAUAAUGGUGUUUUUGAGUCAUUACCUGCUAAAUAUGGAGUCUUUUUUGUUUUAUUAUGCUUAUUAAGGCAUGACUGUUUAGUUAUUUUCAAUCAUUAGAUAAAAAUUUUCUGAAAGCUGUGAUUUUUACCCGCUGAUAUUUUAAAAGAAUUCUGGCCUCUGAAAAAAAAGUUAAAUCUUUAUGUGGAGAUUUUUUUUUCCAGACAGUCGUGUCACUUGAUUUCUGCAUUUGUUUUUGUUCUUUUCUUUUUUCUCUUUUCUGACCAAGUCAAAAAUGACACAAUGGUGCAAUUUCCCAUAUAGACUUUGUAAUUUAGGGUCACUGAUGUUUGUUGAACAUUACUGAUAAAUAGUGUUAAAUUGAGCUUUUCUGUAAAUUUACAGCACAUAUUGUUGAAAGAAUGAGUAAAUAAAGUUCAAUAAUUUACUUUU